Trichobilharzia regenti is the source of this 6667-nucleotide messenger RNA. The record is from the annotation of a GenBank genome assembly. Lineage: Eukaryota; Metazoa; Platyhelminthes; Trematoda; Strigeidida; Schistosomatidae.
AAUUUAUUGAUUGGUACAAUUUAGCGCCCAAUAAGGUUGGUAUCUGGAGUUGCUGUUGCUUAUCAUGCGAGAAGUGAUUAUGUAAUGCCUCUACCUUCAUUGACCAAGUAGCCAUCCGAUUUAAGAAGAAAAUGCAUCUCACAGAAGAGGACGAAAACAACAUUCAAACUAUAAAUGAGUUUAAAGUGACAUGGUUCACAUUACUCUCAAGAGUAGAUGCCGCACCCACAGUGGAUGAAAUUGUAUUAACAUCUCUGAACCAUGUUGCAAAUCUGAUAAUGUGCAGGAAGGGAGGAAGUCCCUCAAAAAGUUUGGUUUUUGAAAUGGCCCUUAGCUUAUGUGUAUUUGAAACCCUAUUUCAGUGGAACUUUGUAUUCACCGGGGCUGAUUUGGAGGCCUACAAAGUAAGAGAGCUCCAGUUUUACGACUCACUAAUUGGGAAUAAUGGGGAGCUCUAUUUGUCCCAUGAAGGCUUCGUUAUACCAUUUAUGGCUACAAUGCAUCACUGUUCUAUUCGAUCAUGUCUACUUGUCGAACGUGCACUUGUACGCCUGUUGAAUACCGUUUGUGCAAUAUUGUCAGCCCAGUUCAAAUCUGAGACAGUACAGAAUGCAGUGAUACAUAAUAACUCAGGUGGCAACAAUAAUAAAGAUAGUAACAGCAUUCCAGCCCCAGCUAGAUGUGCAGAUGGCCUCCUCUUAUUCCGACGUAUGUGUAUGGGUGUAGUAGACUUAAGUCGAAUUGCCACUGAUUUAAACACUAAUAAUAAUAGCAGUACUAAAAAUUUAUUAAAUAUCAAUUUAGAACGAUGUAAUUCUAAUCCAGGACUAUUAUCAUUGAAACCUAUGGAGUCUAUUGAUUGGGCAAUGUGUUUAGAGUCCAGUAAACUGGAUACUAACUCUGAAUUCACUGCUUCAUUCACUUAUGACUAUGAUGAAUCACAUUCAUCGUAUCGUAAUGAUAAUAUUGGAUUGCCGACAAUAGAUUCAAUUUGUGAUCUGUUGGCACCAUAUCUUUUUCGUGAUGGGGAUCUAGGCUGGCAGGCCAGAGAUUCCCUUUUAUUGAUUGCGGCGUAUUCUUUGAGAGAUGAAGAAUUCAGCCACAGUAUUGCUAAAUAUUCAUCAAUUUGUGCGGUUAUAGCUACUGGUUUAGGAAUGCUUUAUACAGCGUUACCACAUCGUCUAGUGAAUAAUAAUUCACCCGAAACAUGGCCAAUCUUGAUUAGGACAUUGCAUACAAACCAAGAAGCAAGUGCACGUUUCACUGAAUUCUUAGGCGCCUUGGAUUUUUGUCGUUCGCUUCUCGAGAUUGCGCAUCCCUUGAUUCAAUCGUGUCUGCUGCAUUGUAUUCACACUAUCUUCUUUGUUUCUGUGAUUGGUCGCGCUCUUACACAAAGAGCUGCUGAAGAUGUUAUCACGGCUACUGUUUAUUUAGAACAGUAUAUCAUUCAUACUGUCGGUUCAUCACUGUUACCAAUAUUACUACGAUUUCUUUUAAUGAAAUUACCGUCUCAUAUUUUGCUUGAUUCAAGUUCACAAGUAAAAUAUUCAGCAUUUGAAGGGAGUAAUAAUGAUGACAAUAAUAAUCAAUAUGGUUCUACUGAAUGCUCUCUAGCCAGUCGUAUAUCUGUAAAUGAUGUCACUUCAUCAGAAUUUUUUGGUGAAUCUACUGAAAACAAUCUUCAUAAAGGUGAAAGCGAUAAUAAUAAUGAUAGCCAACAUCCCAAUUCGGUGUCUAGCAUAACUUAUAUGGAUCUGAUUAUCGCUCGGAUACAUCAGUGCAAUAGUUUACUUGGUAUCACAACACUAUCUUUAAUGAACACAAUUAUCGACUUGCAUUGUGAAGACAUCAUGUUCGUUCUUGUACUAAAGCAUUUAAUCUCUGUCAGAGAUGAUCUUUUCAGUAUUGGCUGGACGUGGCCAGACGCAAGCAGUUUUACUAAUACUUCGACGAAAAUUCUUGAUUUAUCAUCGACAACAUACAAUCAGUCUUCGGCUGGAUACUAUCCUGCAUCAAAUGAUUAUGUUAUUAAUAGAGUUACAGGGAAAGAAAAGAUAAUUAAUGAUACUAGUCAACCUCAUCGACAUCAUCGUUCUGUCCCGAAUCACUCACAUAGUGUCAGUACUAUUUGUGGUAGCGUCUGUAGUGAAGCAGUAGCCCAGUUAGAUAUUGAUGAUAUAGAAAACAAUUCUUCGGGUGCAACAACUCGUCAAGAGGUCCCUAAUAGUGAAGGACUAGAAGCUUUAAAUACAAAAAGUCCAUCAAUUGCAAUGCAUUUGGACAACCUACCAGUUGGUGGUCAAUUUCUAGCCAGUCAUUUAUUAAUCCCCCAUGCAGAAUUAACUGCUAAUUCACUUAUCAUGAAUAAUUAUAGAAAUGAUCUUCAACUGGACGAUAAUGAUGAUGUUAACAAUAAUGGAAGUGCUAGUCAUCUUAGUGACUUUUCACAGCAAACAACAAUAAAAGUGUCUUCCAAUCUUUCGUUAUCACCAUCGUCAUCAUCAUCUUCACCUACUAACAAUAAUUCGAAUAACUCUUCUCCUGUACUUGUCAACUCACCAAAUCCAAUGCUUGACUGGUUAUCUUAUACAUCCUGGGCACAUCAAACUAUAAAAAUACGUAAACAUGCUUGUAAAACUUGGCAGUUAACAUUUGAUGCGGUCCAACCAACUAUCGAACAAAUUAAUAUAUUAAAUGAAAACCUAAAAAAUAUACAAAUGAUCGAAAAGGAAUUUUCAACAUGUUAUCAAAAAACAAGGAAAUUCUCUGAAUGUGAUUGUCGUCUUGGUUUAGAUCCGUAUAAAACGUAUACAGAGUAUAAGUGUUUCAUUAACAGAAAUUGUUGUACUAAUCUGGAAGUGAAAAUGAAAGAGAAUGAAUUACAUGCUAAAGCAUUGUGUACGGCUGCGAAAAAAUUGAAUAUUGAAACUGAUCUUGUUUUAGACGGUUCAGAGAAUUUAGAUGAGUGUCAAACAACUAUUACAGAAGAUAAUGACGAAUUAUCAUCAAGGGAGAAACAUUUACUUGAUAAGGGGAUUCACAUGAAUAGUAGUAAUAAUUUGUUGAAAAAUCCUAUGACAACAUCCAGUUCUGUUGAUCGACAUCUCUGUUCCAUCUUAAGGAAUUCUAAACUACCACCAUUAUAUUCUAAUGAAUGUUUAAAUCAUGAUAAUUAUCACCAUAUGAAGUCUGAUGAUAAGACUUCAAUCAAGUCUUGGUACUGUCUUAGCUUUCUUGACUCAGCUGAUAUAUGUGACCAACUGAUGGCCAAUAAGAGCGAAAAUAUUUACCCAGUUCAAAAUGACACUACUAAUCUUGAAAAGAGUAAUUUGAAUAUAUCGCAUGAAUUUAAUGAAUAUUCUAGAACCAACCAAUCGGAAGGCAAUCAAGAUAAACCUCAAGAUAAUUCUUUCAUUCAGCAAAAUGAAUCUGACUUUAAUGAAGUAAACUCCACUGAUGAUAGUUAUGAAAAUCACUCUUAUGAGUUAAAUAAGUUUAUAGAAGAAUUAGAAACUAUGCCACCUGAAAGUUUACCUAUGGACUUCAAUAAUUCUCAAGAAUUGAGCACGGGACAUGCUAUCAGUAGGACUAUUGAAAAUGUAAUCAUUCCUAAAUAUGGUAGUUUAUCGUGUUUGAACAGUUAUACAAAUGAGGCAUAUCAGUAUUUCGAUACAUUACUAAAACGGUUAAAAUCACGUAGUUUACAUGAACUAACCAUGGAAUUUAAUAAUAAUAAUAAUAACAGUAACGAUUUCCAAGGAAAGUUAUACGAUGUUCCCCUGAUUACGACAUCGUUUUCGCGAAAAACAAGUACACCAAAACUGGAAAAUAAUGAAUCAUUCAAUGACGAACACUUAAUUUACCAUUCAAAUACAAACGUUAAUGCUACACAUGAAACAUUUGGAGGCUUAUCUAAAAAUAAGCUAAUUGAUAGUAACAAUCAAUGUCGACAUCAUCAUCGUCUAGAUUACCGUGAAAUUGGUUUCACUCACGGAUCGUUAAGUAACUUAAUACAAACUCGUUCAAAUGACUCAUCUUCGGAUGAAAAUAAUGACUGUAAUAGUCCUUGUUCAUUAAAAGCUAUGACAAUAGAUGAAAAAAUUAAUGAUCUGAAUAGAAUAAAUAAUGAAAAUUAUUCAUUUAACUGUGUAAAACAUUCAACACUAUUAUCAUCACCUUUUAAAGUUGCAAUACUUUCUUCUAAAAAGCGACUUAGCACAUCUACUGUCUCAUCAACAACAUCUAGUGCAUACUUAGAAACUAUACAGCAUUUAUCACAGAACACCUAUAAAGAAUCGUUAGUCUAUAAUGCAAAUUUAUUAAAUGUGAACAACAGUGUUAACGAUACAUGUUACCUAUCUACGACAACCUCAACUCAGGAAAAAGGUAUAGAUUCCCAUACAACUGAUCCAAAUUUAGGUCCAUUUUUAACUACUCUGUUGAAUCGUUUAGAGAAUUUCACCAAUAACUGUUUCUACGCUAAUCUAUAUCUGACUAACUUAGUAUCCAGUUUGGCAUCAUAUCCUAUACCAUUGUUAAGAGCAAUGAUUUUUUUAUCUAACACAUCCGAGUUAUCUCAGUACAUCAUGAAUAAUUCAGAGUGUAAUACAAAAUUCCGUGCUUUGCAUAAUGAUAUCUUAUGCUAUUUACCCUAUAAUAUUUUGCGUUCAAUUAAACAGCAAAUUGAUGUAUUUGCUGCCUUGUAUACAAGACAAGUUAAACAUUUUGGAUUAUUGGAAACCUUGAAUGGUUAUACGUUCAAUGAAUUAAAACAAGAAGCGCGCCGUUAUUUAAAUUAUGAAAUAAUUGAUCCAUCUAAGCUACUGCCGGUUAAUAUGUCAUCAGUUUCAGAGUUUGGCAGUAUAAAGAAAAAAGAAAAAGAUUCAAAUACUUCUCAUAAAGAAUCAAAAUAUCUUCCAACAGGUAAACCAGACAUAUCUCCCAUGAUGAAUUCAAACAACCGUCCAUACUUUCGAAAAUGGUUUGGCCUUUCAUCUAAGGCUAAUAGCAAGAAUACAAACAGUAAUAGUACGGCCAACAACCCUACUACGAAUCGUAGUGGAAUUACUGUCCACAGAAACAAUAGAAAGACUAAUAAAAGCAGAAAAUCCUCUUCUAGCAAUAUCUUGAAUCCAAAAGAUCUUCUUGAUUUCUCAAAAAUUUUGCAAAAACCAAUGACCGAAUUCACUUUUCCAACCAAUUUUGGCGUUACUCAACAAUUAAAUAAUUACGUAUCUGCUCAUGGCGAUAAGAAUAACACUGGUAGCAUCAGUGGUGGUCAUAUUCAACGUCAGCGUAGAAGUUUCAGACUAUCGACGAAGAAAACCAGUUUAGAUAGUCAUAAGAAUAAAGGAGGUGCAUGGAUAGAUGAAGAAAAUUUAUUACUUGAUGUAUCACGAAUACAGAGGAUGGUGUUGUGUGCAGUAAUAUUUGAAGACUUUUGUAAAGAAUUAGCCGCUAUUUGUACAGAGCAUAGUAUUCAGUGGUGAUGCAUGCAUCUGCGUUUUUGAAGGAGAGAGCCUCCUUCCCUCCUUGGAUAGAAGAGUGCCACACACAUGUGAGGCCCUUAUCUCAUUUGUAUUUUGUUUUUAAUGCAGUCUCACUUUUGUAUCAUUUUGAUAUUAUGUCUGAAUUAUAUAUGUCCAACCAUAAAAGUUGAUACUGUUUUUCUUGUAAAAUAAGGAAGGAUAUGUCUUUCACAGUUUGUCACUGUACCUCUUUAGCAGUUUUUGAGUUAUGGUGGUUACUUCAAUUUCAUCUAAAGUGGUGAUGGGAUACAACAGACAGAUACUUUCUUUUGGUGAUUAAAUUUUCCUCACUUUAUUGUCUGCUUUGGAUUUGUUUGUUUAUUUUUAUUUCUUCUUAAAAUGAAGAUUAUCAUAACUUGUCUUUCAAAAACCAAUAGUUAAUAUUAAUAAACUAUAUUCUAAUUAAAGUUAAAGAAACACAGUGUAUAUCAAAAAAGAUGGGAAGACUUUGUUUAUGUCACAUCCUGAAUAAAAAGAAAGACGAAUUUAUAAGGAAGUGUUGUCUUACUUUCAGUUGGUGGGUAUUCUGUUCAGAAGAGGAUCAUAUCAUGUACCUAAAUAUUUGUAAUGAAAACUUUCAGAUCAAUUCAAAAGUUCUUUUUUCAAAUCCUUUCCCACUUUUCUAGUCCUUUGAAUGAACUGGAGUUUUUACAUUCCUACACUCGGCUAAUUGACACAUUGGCACAAGUUUUCUGUUCAUCAUUAUCCAUACUUUCGUGCUUUAUGUCACCACAUCCUUUGAAAAAUCUGACUUGUUUAAUAUAUAUUUGUGCAAUUAUCUUGUCUAAUUUGUUUUCAAUUUCUUUAACUUUCAAGGCAUAGUCACGACUUUCAAAGAAAAUAAAUAUAUUUGAAGUGAAUACAGGGAUAUUUUUCCUAUUACUAUACGAGCUACUUUUACAAACAUUACAGCAAUACACUUGUAAGUUGUGCGUCGGUGGCACUGUGGUAGGAUACUCGCCAACCACGCAGGUGGUUCGGAGUUCGAUCCGCGGCCGACGAACUCCUUUACCUCACUAAGCCAGUAAUAAGACUGGUAAAGAGAGAAGGUUGGGCAUGACGCUAGCAACCCAUCCCGUGAAAAUAAAUACUACUACCAUAACAACAGAAGACAGGGGCCAGGCAACAGAUCGUUUAUU